UCUUUCUUUCUCUGCUGCCCACAACAGUACAGUACAUGCUCUCGUAGUGGCAGCAACCAGCACAAACCUCCCUGUAGCUCAUUAAAACUGGCCAUUUAUCAUCAAUCAUGGCCGCCGGAGUACAGGUUUAACUCUCCGUCUUCUCCUCCCUGUCGACUUUUUACAAGGAGAAGGGAGGAGGGAAGGAGGGGGGAUUUCUGUUUGCAGAGAUAUCGAAAUAUUAUUAUAUUAUUUGGAUUUCCUCCUGGAAUUACAAGAACAUCUCAGAAGGGAGACACCAUUCAUGUCAAAUCUCCAAAAUGCAGCCGCCGCCGAGGAAGGUCAAAGUGACGCAGGAGCUGAAAAACACUCACGCCGAGCAGAUGACAAGGCUGCACUUUAAACAUCAGACUGAAUGUGAUCUGCUGGAAGACAUGAGGAGCUACAGCUUGAAGAAAGGACAGCUGGAGCGGGACUAUGCACAGGCUCUGCAGAAGUUAGCAAGUCAGUACCUUAAGAGAGACUGGCCUGGAAUCAGCCCCGAUGACCAGAGAACGGAUUAUAGAAACGUGUACGCUGUGUGGAGGGCCUACUUAGAGGGAACGGUUCAGGUGAGCCAGUCGAGGCUCAACGUUUGUGACAACUACAAGAGUCAGAUAUCAGAACCGGCCAAAACCGUUAGACUCUACAAGGACCAGCAGCUCAAGAAGACCAUUGAUCAGCUGAGUGGCAUUCAAGCAGAACUGCAGGAGUCGGUGAAAGAUUUGGCGAAAGCCAAGAAAAAAUACUACGACUGCGAGCAGGUUGCCCACGCAGUACGAGAGAAGGCCGACAUAGAGGCCAGAUCCAAACUUGGUCUUUUUCAAUCAAGAAUUAGUUUACAGAAGGCAAGCGUGAAGUUGAAAGCUAAGCGAAGUGACUGUAACUCCAAGGCGACGCAGGCUAGGAACGACUACCUGCUAACGCUAGCUGCUGCAAACGCCCAUCAUGACCGCUACUACCACACAGACUUACUGCACUGCAUACAGGCUUUAGAUGGGAGAAUCUACGAACAUGUGAAAGACUACCUGCUGGCUCUGUGUCGCACUGAGCUGGAGGCCUCACAGGCUACCCACAGCACCUUCCAGUUCCUUUUAGAAAAAUCCUCCAGGAUAAUCCAGGAGUUCAACCAGCAGUUGUUCAUGCAGGAGAACCCCGUGUUUCACAAGGCGCACGACUUCCAGUUUCAGGCCAGCGAAUACGACGCGACUCUGAGCUCGGUGCCGCAGCUGGUGGACAUUGAGCCGUCGCCCGUCAGUGCCAUGAGAAUGACCCUGUCACAGAGCCGCCAGCUGGAGUCAGAGUCAGGAACGACGGAGGAGCACAGUCUGAAUAAAGAGGCCAGAAAAUGGGCAACCAGAGUGGCCAGAGAGCACAAGAAUAUCAUUCACUGCAAGCGAUCUCUAGAGGACUGUGAGAGUCACGGCCUGCCUCCCACUGAACAGGGCAGACUAGACCUGGAGCUGAAGAUUGAAGACACCAAAGAGAUAAUGCGCAAAGCUGAGACAAUAAAGUUGAAAGCCGAGGCUCGAUUGGACCUUUUACGGCAAGUUGGAGUGGCUGUAGAUACCUGGCUGAAGAGCGCUAUGAAUCAGGUCAUGGAGGAGCUGGAAAAUGAGCGCUGGGCCACCUACACAACCCACGAUCCCUCACUGUCGGGCACGGUGGACCUGGAGCGUGAAGAGGGAGAGGAGUGUGAAGAGAACAUGGAGGUCUUCGACGACAGCAGUUCCAGUCCCUCGGGAACGCUGCGCAACUACCCGCUAACCUGCAAAGUUCUCUACUCCUACAAGGCGUCUCAGCCGGAUGAGUUAACCAUUGAUGAACAGGAGAUGUUGGAGGUCAUCGAGGAUGGAGACAUGGAGGACUGGGUCAAGGCACGGAACAAAACGGGUCAAGUGGGCUACGUCCCGGAGAAAUACCUCCAAUUCCCGACUUCCAACAGCCUGCUCAGCAUGCUCCAAUCCCUGGCCACGCUGGACGCCCGAUCACACACCUCCUCUAAUUCCACCGAGCCGGAGCUGCACACUGUCUGCAUCAAUGGAGACACAAACACUGUCUACGUUCGUGCGCUUUAUGAUUAUGAAGGCCAGGCGGACGAGGAGCUCUCCUUCUCCGAGGGCGCUGUGAUCCGUCUGCUGAACCGCGACACUCAGACAGACGAUGGCUUCUGGGAAGGCGAACUGAACGGACGAGUGGGGGUUUUCCCUUCUGUGCUGGUGGAGGAUCUGACGGAGAAUGGGGAGAUGAGUGGAGGAGGACUAAAUGACACACAGAUUUCUCCAUCUUCAAAGCUGCCGUCUUCCCUGCCGCCUCUGCCUCUAUACGACCAGCCUCCCAUCAGCCCUUUCACCAGCCCAGAGACCUCCACGCCUCCUCCUCUGCCGCGUUCACCCUCCACAGCACUUAACGGAGAGCACAAGCUUCCACUGCCUGCUGCCUCUUACAAAGGACAGCUGUCCUCUCACAAUCACAGCUCGGGCAGGAGUCCAGUGUCUCCAGGAUUUCCUUCGACUCAGCCGUUACGUUUCACAGCUGAAGGUGGCGGGUCGGGCAAACUACGACCGGUGCGAGCCGCUCCGCCUCCACCCAAACAGCAUCCCCGCCGACCGCAUGAGAAGAGCGACAAGACGGAAGAGGUGGAAAUCACGCUGGUGUGACGGACGAGCUUGGCAGGUGGAUACUGUUGCAGAAAAGACAUUGUUGCAGAGCGCAUGAUACGCUCUGAACUGAUGCAAGCAUAAAUGAAGCAAAGACAAAGGAAUUCAAUCGAACCACGGUGACACUUCUCCCCGAGAGAACUGUUGGCAUGUCCGAUUAAAUAAUCACCAUUUUAGCCUCCUGCUAAAGUCCAGCAUUAUGUUCUCCAAGCCCCUGUUCACCAAUCUGGCCUCAAUGAGCAGCAAACUGGAGCAGGAUGAAGAGGAGGAGACGUUCUUCAUGGGGAUCACGGAUGGGUUCUUUAGACCUUUUAGGCUUACAACAUAUUUAAGGCAGUUUGUCCCCUCUGCACCUUUUAAACCCCCUCAUGAAGUUAAAUAAUGAAGCAUACGUAAAAUAUCAGAGCCCCAAACUGGCAGAAUCUUUAUAAAGGCAAAAGAAAAGCAAAGCAUCAAAGCUGAGAUUUUUAUCAGACAGUUAAAAUCUGAUUUUAGGCGCAUUUUUUAUUAUAUUUUCUUCAAACCUGCUAGGAUAUAAAGCGGUGAAUGUAACGUUUGGGAGUAUUUGAUCACUUUUAAUCUACUGUGGUUAACAUUCACCAAAAAAGUUCAGCUUUUUCUUUUGGAUCCAACUAUCUUUGAACCAAAUCUGUAUAUAUAUUUAAAAGCAGAUGCAGUCGCUUUUUGAUGAGGUCACCAAACGAUUUAAGAACCUACGGGGCCAUUAAGAGUUUUAUGGAUGUUUACCGUGAACAUCAUGUUAGGAAUUGCCUUUUAAUAAUCCAUAUGAAUGGCUCUUUUAGAGUAAUAAUACUGAAAAAAAAAAAAAAAAACUUGUUUCAAGCAAGUUUAUUGUGAAUUUACUAAUUUAAUAUUGUUGCCCAAUAAGUUCAAAUAGGUAUUGUUACUAUGUAAUUAUACUUCUAAAGGGAUCAUUUAUUCUUACCUAUUAAUAUAUUAAUAUAUUCAAAAUUAAAGCUCUAAUAAAAUUAGGAACGUGUUUAAAAAUAACAAAAUUAUUCUAAUACUAUGGGCAGCAGUGCACAAAUACAUUAAUACAUACAUCUCUGCUGCUUGAGCUUAAAAAAAAUCAACAUUUUAACAGCCAGAUGAGACAAGAAUCAGUGUAGAGAAGUGGAGAUAAGGCUUUAAGCACGGUGGUGGCAGCUGCAAAAUAUGGAUAUAUUAGAGUCUGUAUGUAUAACCCUGACUCUGUCAGGGAUGAAGGAGAAUCCAGCUUUGUGUUGCUGAUAUUUGCUUUUAAAAUUCACCCAUCACUGAUAGUAGACUAAUUAAUCCAAAAUAAUACUUAAACAAACCUUUCUGGCCUCAUAAUCAACACAUUUGUUCCAGCCUUUUAGAGGGACUGUAUACAUCUGUUGCCCUUAGCGACGUUUUGCGAGUUUUGAGGCUCCAUCAAAAAGAUGUGCAAAGAAAAAACAAAACAAAAACUCAACUCUCUUUGAGGGUGUUUAGGGUGCAGAUCUGGGCUGAGGGAAGAGGGCCGAAAACCCAGGUGGUGGGUUUGCUUUCAACUCCUCCCCUGCCAUAUAUAGUCAUUAUCAUUAUACGUAUUUAAUGUGUAUUAGUACAGUACAUUACUGUUGUCAUAGGAAUGUUUAUGCACAUGGUUUCAUAUAAAGUAACCGACCUGAGUGGAAUACCCUGUCUGAUAUGUAGUGGAAGUUUUACCUUCAUCAUGUGCUGAAAAGGGUGUUGUAUAUACAGGAGGGAGGAGAGAAAGGAGGAGGGAAAGGAGGAGGAACAAGAGCUGACGGAGGCUGGAUCUUCGCUUUUCUUGCACUCGCCUCUCCUCCCAUCGCUGCUUCACGUCUCUCCUCUAAACAUUCAUUCUGUCUUUGGGCAGUCGGUGUGAAUCAGUGGCUAUAAUAUACAUACAUACAGCUCUAUUAUAUUACACAAACAAGUUGUUAUAUCUUCUCUCAUUCUGUGCCCUGUGGGAUUUUUUAAAAAUUAUUUUUCAUUUUUUCCUAUCACCAAUUGAGAAAGGCUGCUGGUGCUUUAAAAUGCACUGUAUCUGUUGGUAUUCACUAUGUGGUAACAAAAACGUCGCAAUUUAACAACUAUUGAAGGCCAGAAACAAAGACUGAAGAGUUUAACCUCAAGAUCAAAUAGCUUCUUUAGCUCCAUGUUUACCUGACAUGAUUUAAUCUACAGAAAUGAGAAUAAUGCUCAGAUGGAGCUCAAUACUUAUCUGUGGUGUUUGUUUUUUUUCCCUUUUCUGCUCAAAGUUGAUAAAUAACCCUCAUCUUCUACUAUUCAAGCCUUUAAAAGUCCUUCCCUAGAGGGCGUUGUAGCACUUUUAUUUAUUUUUACCUUCCCUGCAAAGUAGCAGUACCCUGAGCAUGGACAGAGAUAACUCUUCAUAGGGUUACCGUAGCGACAGAGAUAUGAGUUUCAUCUUUUCAUAUGUGCUCUAGAGAUACUCUUUUAUCAAGGGUGGCUGGUGCAUAAAAAGCCUAAAAACUCUUUAAAAGAGAUGAAUUUAGUAAUUUGUUUAAAUUAUGAAAGGGUUUUUAUUGGUUGGUGUUUUUCAUCUGCUUUUGUCAGCUCUUGGUGUAGAAGAGCUCGGUCUACUGGGCCCUUUUGCCCUUUAAUAUAUUUUCAGGUUCCUUUUUUUUGUUUCAUCUACAAUGAAACAUUUCAUAUUGAAUAAUUUAAACAAACCUUGUGGUGAAUUAGUACCUCAACCCAGUGCUAUAAGACGAAUUUCUAAAGUCCUAUAUAUAUAUAUAUAUUAAAUAACUCAGAAAACCCCCUGGUUGAAAAUCUCUGCAGGCACUCUUGGGCCUCUUGUGGUAAGUUUUAGGUUAAACUUACAUUUUUUUCUGCUAACAAUGAAGAAAAAGUUACAUGACAGAUUUGUAUAACCCUCCUUUACUUUUUUUUUUUUAAUGAUGUUGUUCAGAGGGAUUUUUUCAUAAGAUCUGGAGUGUUGUUCCAAGCAUUUCUGACUUUUGAUUGCCACCUUCCUCUUUCCGCAUCUUUUUUUUUUUUGACAGUCUUUCUUAUCUAAUGCAGCACUGAGAUAAUCUUUGGUUUUUAUGUUUUUUUUAUAAUUCUGAUUGAUUCAUGUGCUGCGCGGCCUGCCAGGAUCAAUGAUGCAGUGAAACAAACUGGCCUUCUCCCUUCAUAGACUGUUGCCAUUGUGACAAUGAUGAGAACAGGAGCUAAAGUCUUUCAGCGUAUUAAUAUUGGCUGUACAAAAAUAGAGUUUGUAUUUAUUGUGUACAAAAAGUUCAUUAAUAAAAAAAUGUUUUAAACAGU
Cyprinodon tularosa is the source of this 5966-nucleotide messenger RNA. Its product is annotated as F-BAR and double SH3 domains protein 2-like. Gene Ontology annotation, cellular component: neuromuscular junction; recycling endosome. Gene Ontology annotation, molecular function: protein binding. Bases 300 to 2678 code for a protein of 792 amino acids. The record is from RefSeq and is a predicted model, not a curated record. Gene Ontology annotation, biological process: regulation of actin filament polymerization; neuromuscular synaptic transmission. The transcript is spliced from 22 exons. NCBI's taxonomy places the organism in Eukaryota, Metazoa, Chordata, Actinopteri, Cyprinodontiformes, Cyprinodontidae.